AUGAAUGAUUUGUCAGAUAUGGAACAAGCAGAGACAGAAAUGGAGAUAGGACAAACAGAGAUAGAGUUUGAGGAGAUGGAUUUCAGUUCUUCUUCUUCCAAUGAUUUGAAUUACAUUCCCCAAGUAAGGGUUGAAAAAAUUCCAAAACUUGAUCAAGAAUUUGAAUCAAUUGAGGAAGCUCAUACUUUUUACAACGACUAUGCUAGGGAGGCUGGGUCAUCUUCUAAAGAGAGUUUCAAAGUUUCUAUAUUUCAUGAGGCACAUAAUCAUGUGCUUACUACACCAAGGAAAGUUCAUUUACUAAGGUCUGAACGUGUCAUGUCUGCUGCCAAAAAAUCUUUGUCACAACAACUUUCUGCGGCAAAUGUGCCUAUUUGCCAACAGAUUGGUAUUUUGGAUUUAGAGGUAGGGGGUAUAGAGAAUAUUGGUUGCAUAGAAAAGGAUUUCUACAAUGCUCGUCGGGAUGAAAUGAAAAUGUAUGCUGGACAUGAUGGUCAGAUGUUAUAUGAGUAUUUUCAAUCUGAGAAGGAAAAGAAUCCAGAAUUCUAUUUUCAAAUUAAAAUGGACACAGAAAGCAAGAUCACUCAUUGUUUUUGGGCAGAUAUCGAAUGCAGGAAGUCGUAUGAUGCAUUUGGUGAUGUCGUCGUGUUUGAUACUACGUAUAAUACAAAUCGGUAUGGUAUGAUUUUUGCACCAUUUGUUGGUGUAAAUCAUCAUGGACAAACGACCCUUUUUGCAUAUGCUUUCUUAAGUGAUGAAACAACCGAGUCUUUCUCAUGGUUGUUGCAGCAGUUGUUGUUAUCUAUGCCAAUUGGUCCUCCCAAAAUGAUUAUCACCGACCAAGAUCCUGCGAUGACCAAAGCUAUAGCUGAAUUAUUUCCAAACACUAGACUCCAGAAGAAUUUGAAACAGAGUGGGCUGAGUUAUUGGAGCAAAGUGGGUUGUCAUCAAACGAAUGGUUAA
Molecule: messenger RNA, 963 nt
Organism: Tripterygium wilfordii
Lineage: Eukaryota; Viridiplantae; Streptophyta; Magnoliopsida; Celastrales; Celastraceae
Product: protein FAR1-RELATED SEQUENCE 5-like
Exons: 4
Coding region: 1-963 (320 amino acids)
Source: RefSeq, a predicted model, not a curated record